AAUAGUUCAGAAGAUUUAUUUUGUAAGAAUGUAGUCCAAAGUGAGUCUGGUUCACAGAAUAGUCCAGAAGGUUUAUUGUCUAAGAAUGUAUUCCAAGGUGAGUCAAAUUCCCUUGCGGUCAAAGAUGAGCAGGCCUUUCAUUCACAAAAUGGUAUCCAAGCAUCUGAGGGGGACCCUUUAAGAUGCUAUCCUUCAUCCUAUUCAGGGCCUUCAGAUGCCAGGCCUGGGAUGGAGUCAGAACUCAUUUUUGAGUCACCAGGAAAUUUUUGUCUCGCAUUCGAUCAUGGGAAACUAGAAACUCCGCUUCAGAUCGAUUCUCCUGGACAUAACUGCUCUUUGAGUCCUGCAGACUGGUUACAGGUGCCAUUUUCAGAAUGUGAAACCUACUCUAGGGAGAGGAUUGGAGGUUCUUUGAAUGCUCUGGCACAUAGCAGCAUUAAAUUUUCUGCAGGCGAUGGUAACCACAUUCCUGAUUGUACUUCACAUCUCAUGAUGGUGGACAAGUUGGGUUUGAACUUCUCAGAGUUUAGUUCUAAUAGCAUAACGGAAUUUGGAGAACCAGAAAGAAAUCUAGGUACAUUUCCUGUGGAGGUCUCCUUCUUGGACAACAUAUCUUUGCCAAUUGAACUUCAUACUGAACUCAACAGCAGUCAGGUUUCUAACAAAAUAAGUCAAGUUAGUUAUCAUUGUACGAAUACACCCUUGUGUACAGACUCAAGGACUGGUGUUAAUAAUGUUGCUACUUUAGCUGAUACCUCAAGGCAAUUCAGACCUGAUUCUCUUAAUCUUCCAUUUAUAUUGAGCACUGGAAAGAAGACAAGUCACAUAAAGAAUGAACCAGAGGAGCACAGGCUUCCAAUCCUUAAUAUGUGCCAAAGUAGUGAGGUAAAUUCGGGAACACAGGAAGUGGCAACCAAUGUUUCUGUUUCAACAGUACCAUUGAUGGAUUUGGCUGGUAUAAAUAGCUGCCAUGUUAAAUGUGAAGUUAGCACGUAUUCUUUGCCAGUUGUUGGGCAUCCUUCUUCUAAUGCUAAUAAUGGAGCAUUUUUGGAGAAUUCUUCAAGGCAAUCCCUGCCUCAUAUUCAGCCAUUCAUUUCAAGUAAGAAGAAAGAGGUUCAUGUAAAGGAUGAAAAGGAUGAUGAGGUACCAGUAUCUAAGACCAUGGGCCAUUCGGCAGGAGUAACUGAUGUUGCUGCUAGUGGAUAUCAUCCUUCCCCAGUUAGUAUAGAUUCUGCCACUAGAAUUGACAGUGGACCUUUUUUUGGUGAUGCCCCAAUGGAAUUGUUUGUUUCUGGCAGUCCAUUGUUAUUUUCAAAUAAGAAUCAAACAGUAUGCAUAAAGGAAGAAAGAAAUGCUAAAGCACUUUUAUCUGGGAUCUCGAGUUGUCAUUCUCUAAAACUCAGCAGCGUAGCUAUUCAUAAUUAUACCCCUGGGCGCAGGAUGCAUCUCGAUGAUGAUGAUGAUGGUGACGAAGACGCUGAUAUAUGCAUACUUGAAGACAUCAGUGCCCCUGUAUGUCCACUUCCAUCAACAGUGCAUGGAAACUCCCUUCAAACUUCACAAUGGUCAACCUAUAAUGACCCUCAUAAUCAUACAGGAACUGGGAGCAUGAGGCUGAAGGCAAAUGAUGAAAGAUUAACUUUUCAGGUUGCAUUGCAGGAUCUUGCUCAGCCAAUGUCAGAAGCUAGCCCACCUGAUGGUGUUUUGGCAGUUCCCCUCUUAAGGCAUCAGAGAAUUGCUUUGUCUUGGAUGGUGCAAAAAGAGACAGCUAGCUUACACUGCUCUGGAGGAAUCCUUGCUGAUGAUCAGGGAUUGGGAAAAACAAUAUCCACGAUUGCACUUAUACUUAAGGAGAGAUCUCCAGCCUCCAAAUUUGGUUCUGUGCCUAUGAAACAAGGGGAUUCAGAAGCAUUGAACUUGGACGAGGAUGAUGAUGGGGGUCCUAAGCUUGAUAGACUGAAGCAAGAUGGAGAACCUGGUUGUGGUACAGUGAAUAGGACAGUCAAGAGUGAGAAUUCUUAUGCGUUACUUAAGGGGAGGCCCUCUGCUGGAACACUGGUUGUAUGUCCUACAAGUGUCCUUAGACAGUGGGCUGAGGAACUGCAUAAUAAAGUCACAACCAAAGGUAAUCUUUCUAUUCUAGUAUACCAUGGAACCAAUAGAACAAAAGAUCCUUAUGAAGUGGCCAAGUAUGAUGUUGUGCUUACAACAUAUUCCAUUGUAAGCAUGGAGGUUCCAAAGCAGCCUCUUAUGGAUAAAGAUGAUGAUGAGAAAGGAAAUGAACCUCAUGGUAUGCCACAUAUGGGGCUGUCUAGUAGAAAGCGGAAAUAUCCUCCAAGUUCUGAUAAAAGAGGUCCGAAGCAUAAGAAAGGAGCUGAUGGUGAAUUUCUUGAAUCUGUUUCUCGCCCUCUUGCAAGGGUUGGAUGGUUUAGGGUAGUAUUGGAUGAAGCCCAGAGCAUUAAGAAUUACAGAACUCAAGUGGCAAGAGCUUGCUGGGGACUUCGAGCUAAAAGGAGGUGGUGCUUGUCAGGGACACCUAUCCAGAAUGCUGUUGAUGAUCUCUAUAGUUACUUCAGAUUCCUCAGAUAUGAUCCAUAUGCUGUCUAUAAAUCAUUUUGCUCAAUGAUAAAGGUACCAAUCACUAAGCAUCCAACAACUGGCUACAAGAAGCUACAAGCUGUCCUGAAAACAGUAAUGUUGCGUCGCACAAAAGGCACGUUUAUUGAUGGGCAACCAAUUAUUAACUUGCCUCCAAAAUCAAUCGAAUUAAAGAAGGUGGAUUUCUCCAAGGAGGAACGAGAAUUUUACUCCAGACUUGAGGCUGAUUCACGUGCACAAUUUGAGGUUUAUGCAGCUGCUGGGACCGUUAAACAGAAUUAUGUUAACAUUUUGUUGAUGCUCUUGCGUCUUCGUCAAGCUUGCGAUCACCCUCUUCUUGUUAAGGGAUAUGAUUCUAGUUCCAUUUGGAGAUCCUCUCUAGAGGUGGCAAAGAAACUUCCCAGGGAUAAGCAUAUGGAUCUUUUGAAUUGUUUGGAAGCUUGUUUGGCAAUUUGUGGCAUCUGCAAUGACCCACCUGAAGAUGCUGUUGUCUCGAUAUGUGGCCAUGUUUUCUGCAGUCAAUGUAUCUGUGAACACCUGACAGGUGAUGACAACCUGUGCCCUGCAGCACACUGCAAAGUCCAACUCAGUGUAACAUCUGUGUUUUCCAGAGCCACAUUAAGAAGUUCUCUCUCUGACAAUCUUGGUCAGGUUUCCCCUGAAAAUUCUGGACCUGAACCUGCUGAGAAACUUGAGCCAUCUUCAGAGGGCCUGUCUAAUUCUUCCAAAAUUAAAGCUGCUCUAGAGGUCCUACAAUCACUAGCAAAACCAUGGAAUUGUACCUCAAAAGAUAAAGUGUUGAAGUCAAGUAAUGUUGCCAGAAAUCCAGAAGAUUUACCCAAUUUUCAUUCAGGUGAUUCAUUUGAGGAUUUGCCUGAGAGAAGAAAUAUCGAUGUGGGGAAAGGUCAAAACAAUUCAGAUACGAAAGUAGCAGAAAAAGCAAUUGUCUUCUCCCAGUGGACGAGAAUGCUUGAUUUGCUUGAAGCUCAUCUUAAAAGUUCUUCCAUACAGUACAGGAGGCUUGAUGGGACGAUGUCUGUUGUUGCUAGAGAUAAAGCUGUGAAGGAUUUUAACUCCCUUCCAGAGGUGUCUGUCAUGAUCAUGUCUUUGAAAGCUGCGAGUCUUGGACUGAACAUGGUUGCUGCUUGUCAUGUUCUUCUUCUGGACCUAUGGUGGAAUCCUACAACAGAAGAUCAAGCAAUUGAUAGAGCACAUCGAAUUGGACAGACUCGUCCUGUUACAGUUUUGCGUUUGACUGUGAAAGACACAGUUGAAGAUCGCAUUUUAGCCCUUCAGCAAAAGAAGAGAGAGAUGGUAGCUUCUGCAUUUGGGGAGGAUGAGACUGGUAGUCGCCAGACUCGCCUUACGGUGGAUGACUUGAAAUACCUGUUUAUGGUGUGAUACUGAUUGAUUUUGUCAAAAUCUCGAUUUUGAAGAUAUUUGUUCACUAAUCUAUCUUUAGCUAGAGAAAUCCCUUGGGCAGUGGUUUCAGGAGGCAGUUCUGAGUCUUUGUAAAGAUGUUCCAGAGGAGUAGCCCAAGGUGAUUGAAACAGUUGCCUUUUUCUGGUGGAUUGAUGAGCUAACUAGGAUAGUCAUCUUAUGACAGUAAAGUUUAGGCAACAUUUCAGGAAGUAACAUAGAAAAUUGGUUGUUGACCAGCUGAUCUUGUGAAUAGAUUCAAAAACUCUGCAGUUUUUACAUUUUUUCCCCUUAGUUUUGUUCCCUUUGAAUCAGAUUAAAUUUAGUAUGGGAAUUUUUCUAUGGAAUUUAGGAUGGGAAUUUUUAUAUGUUGCACAGAAGGUAAAAUAUGAAAGUUCAUUACAAGAUUCUUUUCCAUGGUGUAAAUUGGAGUUUCUGGCCAGUUCUCUGAUACAAGAGGUUGGAUUUUGGAAAUAUCAUUGUAAUUAGUAUUUUUUGAUGGAUACCUUUCCAUUGUAAUAGAUGUUUUAUUUCCCCCUGUUUAAAUGUUGGGUCUAUUUCAUUUA
Macadamia integrifolia is the source of this 4583-nucleotide messenger RNA. RefSeq names its product helicase-like transcription factor CHR28. The record is from RefSeq and is a predicted model, not a curated record. Gene Ontology annotation, molecular function: ATP binding; ATP-dependent chromatin remodeler activity; metal ion binding. Bases 229 to 3999 code for a protein of 1256 amino acids. Lineage: Eukaryota; Viridiplantae; Streptophyta; Magnoliopsida; Proteales; Proteaceae. The transcript has 11 exons.